Labrus mixtus (cuckoo wrasse) is the source of this 4641-nucleotide messenger RNA. RefSeq names its product diacylglycerol kinase, epsilon (gene dgke). Bases 248 to 1990 code for a protein of 580 amino acids. The record is from RefSeq and is a predicted model, not a curated record. The transcript is spliced from 11 exons. Lineage: Eukaryota; Metazoa; Chordata; Actinopteri; Labriformes; Labridae. Gene Ontology annotation, molecular function: ATP-dependent diacylglycerol kinase activity.
GAUCAGGCUAGGGUUGCGAAGUAGCUCAUUGGCCAAACGUCACACUGGUGUCUCUUGUUUAUAGCUCGUUAAACUCUGAAAUGUUCAUCUUUAAGAUAGAAGUAGUGGCAGCGUCCGGGACAUGUUUGUGAACAUGGCUGUCGCAGAGAAAACGUGGCGUACGUCCUGUCUCUACUCGCUGUUGUUUACAUAGCUUUUCCUGUCGUACCAGUUUCCGCUCUUUAGCAUCCCCCAUCCUUCAGCAGAGAUGUGCAGGGAGGGGGACGAGGUGCAGGACGACUGCGGCUCCCGGGAGGAGUGGACCCUCCUCUUCUGGACCUCUGUGGCCGUCAUCGUCCCGGUCAUCAUCACACUGUGGUGCAGCGCGCAGCGCUCCAAGCGGAAAACGCACAUGAAGGAUUUCUUCCGCAAGAGCAAGCACGGCUGGCACUACACAGACCUGUUCAACAAGCCCACCUACUGCUGCGUCUGCUCCCAGCACAUCCUCCAAGGGGCUUUCUGCGACUGCUGCGGCGUGUGCGCCGACGACCUGUGCCUCCGCCGGGCGGACCGGAGCCUGUCGUGCAAGGAGAUCAUGGCCCCCUCCUCCGGUCCUGACGGGGGCAUGGAGCACCGCUGGGUCCGCGGUAAUGUCCCCCUAGCUAGCUACUGUACAGUGUGCAAACAGCAGUGUGGGACCCAGCCGAAGCUCUGUGACUUCAGGUGUGUGUGGUGUCAGACCACGGUGCACGAUGACUGCUUGGAGAGCCUGGACGACGCAGACCAGUGUGAGCUGGGCGAGUUCCACAGCCUCAUCAUCCCUCCUCACUACCUCUACCACGUCAACAAGCUCCGCCGCCGCCACCCGGAUGAGUACAGCAAGCUGGCCUCUUCCUGUGGGAGUGGCUGGACUCCGGUCUUGGUCUUGGCAAACACACGUAGUGGGAACAACAUGGGAGAGGCUCUGCUGGGAGAAUUUCGCACUCUUCUGAAUCCAGUGCAGGUGUUUGACCUGUCUGAACUGACUCCCUCCAAAGCCCUCCAGCUGUGCACCCUGCUGCCCCCCGGCAGCGUCAGGGUGAUUGUGUGUGGUGGUGACGGCACAGUGGGCUGGGUGCUGGACGCCAUUGAUACUAUGAAGCUAAAGGGCCAAGACCAGUUUAUGCCACGAGUGACCAUCCUGCCCCUGGGGACAGGAAAUGACCUUUCCAACACUUUAGGCUGGGGUGCCGGGUAUGCUGGAGAGAUCCCUGUGGAACAGGUUCUCCGUAACAUCCUCGAUGCUGAGGUGGUCAAAAUGGACAGGUGGAAAGUGCAGGUGGCUUCAAAAGGCCUCUACUUUCGCAAGCCAAAGGUGCUGUCCAUGAACAAUUACUUCUCUGUGGGGCCUGACGCUCUGAUGGCGCUCAACUUUCACACACACCGCGAGAAAACCCCCUCCUUCUUCUCCAGCCGCAUCAUCAACAAGGCCGUGUAUUUCCUGUAUGGAACCAAAGAUUGUUUAGUGCAGGAAUGUAAGGAUCUGGAUAAGAGGAUUGAGCUGGAGCUGGAUGGGGAGAGAGUUCAGCUGCCCAGUCUGGAGGGCAUCAUAGUCUGCAACAUUGGCUACUGGGGUGGAGGCUGCAGACUCUGGGAUGGUAUGGGGGAUGAACCCUGCCCACCCACAAGGCUGGAUGAUGGUCUACUGGAGGUGAUGGGUGUGUUUGGCUCCUUCCACUGUGCUCAGAUCCAGGUCAAGCUGGCCAAUCCCAUACGGCUGGGACAGGCUCACACUGUCAGGCUGGUUCUCAAGAGCUCCAAGAUGCCCAUGCAGGUAGAUGGCGAGCCGUGGGCCCAGGGCCCCUGCACCAUCACCAUCACCCAUAAGACCCAGGCCCUCAUGCUGUACCACAGCGCCGAGCAGACAGACGACGAUGACGAAGACGACGACGAAUCAAGCGCCUCUGAGACGGAGAGCCCCACCCCACACGACUCCCCGCGUCCCCCCGGGCCAGCCUCCGUUCGUGCAUGAUCCACACACCAAACGUCACGCAAUCUGAAGCUCUAUUUAACCCUCGUGUUCUUUUUCUGAAGCCCAGUUUUUUAUUUACCCCUCCUUUGCACUGGCACUGGUUCACCCCUCCUCUGAGAUCUUUGCAUGGGCUCAAUACAAAGAUCUCAGAGGAGAUUCUCGUAUAAUCAUUUGUUCUCAGAGAACUCUCAGCUGUUAGCACGGUUGGUUUGGAAUAGGGCUGGUGUGAUCUGCUUUUUUGGUAUUUUUUGUCCACCAUGUAUUGUAACCCACAGCUCAGGCAGUCCCCUCUCCACAGCUGGUCAGGAGGAGGUGAAUGUUUAAGAGGAAGAUGAUCCUUGGUGCCAGAGAUAUCUAUAUUCAGCUAUACUGUAUUUAUUACACAUGCCCAGUGCAACCCUGCAGGGAUCAGUGAGCCAUUUUUAAACACGUUGCCCAAAGUCAGUUGACUGAAACACUUUAAAGCCAUGUCUGAAUAAACAGCAGGGGGAUGAAGAGGCGAUGCAGAAAACAGUGCUGAAUGUAAAAGUGUAGAUUUGGCUUAAGCAGUAUGCUAUGCUUUACUAUCUGUUAGUGUGUUGUUGUUUUUUUUUACUCCAAUAAUAGCACAAACAAACAGCACACACCUUUUCUGAAUAAUAUAGGAGUGCUUUAGUGACUCCAGGCGAUGAAAUGUUUAACUGUACAGACGAUGUGGUCAAUUCCCCCCUUACAGGCUUCUGAACAUUUUGAAGUAUCUGCUGCUUUUUGUCACCUCAUGAUUCAAGUCUUUGUGAAGAAAGGGUUCUGUUACAACAAUGUGUUGUCAAUCACUGGACAUUGAUGCUGGUUUGUGACCUUCAUGAUGCACUGUCUCGAGGAGCUCGCCAAAGUGUUAAAUCGUACUAAGAUGCAGUCGAGAAAAACAAUAUUUACCUUUCCUGUAAAACUCACAGGAAACAAGCUAACUUGUUCAUUUUUAAAGUACUUCCAAGUAAUUCAGAGGACUUGUUUUGCCUUUUGUUUUCCCUCUGUUUACCUGGUUCCUGCUGUUUACACAUUUUGUUCUGCACUGUUUUGACACUUACACUGAUGCUUAUAAUGCUUAGGACGUAGGACGUGCACGCUCAUCAUGUUGACCUUUAAAGUUGCUGCAGACAGUGAUAACUGCGGAUGAGAUUACGCUCUCCCUCUCAUGUUGUUUUAUGUUAUUCAAGUACUCUUCAUGUAUUUCAAAUGUUUUGUUUUGCCAAAUGGUCACCACAAGGUGGCGGACUAGAGCAGUAUUUUGUUUUGUAGAUGGUCAUCCACUAAACAAACAGGUUAACCCUAAUGCCAUCAGAGAUAUGGGCGUGUCAUUUUAAUGUGUUGUGUUCAGGUGACAUUGAAGUGUUUCUUGAUUGCGUCAGAUUUGCACACAGUCGGUUUCCUGUCUCUCUGUCAUGUAGUGUCUUUUUCUACGUCUCUUCUUUUACCUUUUGGGGUGGUCCUGUGUAUUUCAGAGCGGUUGCUUGGUGCCAACAGCCAUAUCAGGAAAGUCUUAAGAAUGUCAGUUUGUGCUUUCAAUGUGUGCUGCUCAUAGUGAGGCUCAACAGGGAUCUGUUUUUUUUAGCCGUGUGAUGCCUAUGCUUUUGGAAUACGCACCUCUCUUGGCAGUUCACCAAGCCGCAUGGUUUCAUUAUCCUCCAUUUGUUUAGUGAAUGUCUUCAAACUGAGUCACGCUGGGUCUGAUCUUUACGUGAUCGUCCAUGUUUACCACAGUUGCUAGUUAUUAUUAUAAUAUUUUUGUUAAUCUUGAUAAAUUGAUGUAGCGUCAAAGCUUAACAUCAAAUUUGUGCUGACUGAAUUUAAAGAUCUUGAAGGAGUUUUCUGGUGCUGGCAUACGUGGCUAUCACUGUGAGAAGGUCACAGGUUUUUGCUUUGGCAGAUACGUUCAAAUACUAGAGCUAAAAAAAACCUGAUAAAUGCAGCUUUGAUCUGAUGACAGUGGACAAUGUACAGCUGAGUCGGUGUCUAUAAACAGCCACUAACUGCACAGAGCUUAAUGAUUUUCAUUCAUGUAACAUAACCUUUACAUUUUGUGUGUCCACUACUGAUAAGAAUGUAAAAACAGAAAAAUAAUCCAACAGUUUUUCCCUGGCCUGUAAUUACAUUUCCAACUCAGCUGGUUGUCAGUGUGGCUGACCACUCUGUAACUUGUUUUAUGGUUGACGUUGAAGGGACCUGACUGUGUUAAUGUUUUGACUGGCUCAGUUUAAUGACUGAGUCUUGGAAGAUAUGAAACAGCGUUAAUGUAAACUGAAUUUGACACCCGUAUCACCCCUUUGUCUGCUACAAAAUGCUUUCAUUAUCAAUAUUUGAAUAUGCUUACCUCUGUGCUAAGUUUUAGUUUGAAAAAAAACCCUAUAAGGCUGAUAGGAAUGUGCAGAAAGAAAAAGGACACAAUACGGUCUGAAGAAGAAGCCUUAUGUUGUCUUUGCUGAAGAGUAAAUACAAAUAAAAAAUAUGAGGAAAAUGAGCUCUUGUAAUGAACAAUCAUGUUCUAAUGGCAGGGAAGACUGCUUUGCAAAGUUGUUGCUAACAGCAACAAAAAAAAACACGAUUGAGCUGAAUGUAAAGAAGUGAUUUUUCGAAUUUGAAGACAUUCCCAUAAAUAUUUUAUAUACAAACCA